UCUAUGGGCGGCCCCGCGUGUCAUGGCGGUACAUCUGAAGAAGCAGUUAAAGGAUGCAGUGAAGGUCAUCACUUCUGGUGGCUUUCUAUUUGCCUCCUACCUCACUGUGGUUGGAGAUGAGCGUUUCUAUGCCAACCAUUUAAUGCCUGUCCUGCAGAAGAUUGUGGCGCCAGAGAUGGCCCAUGUUUUAGCUGUGAAGAUGAUUGGUCUUGGUCUGGUUCCUCUGAACCGCUACCAGGACCCUGCAGCACUGGAAGUGAAUGUUCUGGGGUUAAAGUUCAGAAACCCUAUUGGGAUUGCAGCUGGCUUUGAUAAACAUGCAGAGGCUAUAGAUGGCUUGUACAAAAUGGGCUUUGGCUUUGUUGAAGUGGGUACAAUCACACCGAAACCUCAGGAGGGAAAUCCCAAACCACGUGUGUUUCGGCUCACUUCAGAUCUUACAAUUAUUAACAGAUAUGGAUUCAAUAGCUGUGGUCUGGCAGUUGCACAGCAGAGGCUGAAAAUCAGGGAAGAAACACAGCAAGCACAAAGUAAAGCUGGCCUUCCCCUUGGUAUCAAUCUGGGGAAGAACAAACUAUCUGAGGAUGCAGGGGAAGAUUAUUCAGAGGGGGUAAAAAUAUUGGGCCCAUUGGCUGACUACCUAGUGGUCAACAUCAGCAGUCCCAAUACACCAGGUCUCAGAGAUCUACAGGGGAAGACAGCACUCCGUCUGCUCCUACAAAGGGUCCUGAAGCAGCGUGAUGCUCUGGAGGGAAAAUGCAAACCUCCAGUGCUAGUCAAAAUUGCUCCAGAUCUCUCUGCCCAGGACAAACAAGAUAUCGCUGAAGUUGUUAUGGAGCUGGGCGUGGAUGGUUUGAUGGUGUCUAACACCACUGUGUCCAGGCCAGAGAUGCUACAGGACCCACAGAGAUCGGAAGUUGGCGGCCUGAGCGGCCAAGCUCUCAAAGACCUCGCCACACGGACUGUCAGAGAGAUGUACUGCCUGACCGGAGGUAAAAUACCGAUUAUUGGAAUUGGUGGUGUAGCCAAUGGGCAAGAUGCUCUGGAUAAGAUCCGUGCGGGUGCAUCACUGGUUCAACUUUACACAGCUUUCACAUACCAGGGUCCACCUAUUGUGACAAAGAUAAAGCGGGAAUUAGAACAACUUCUUAAAGAUCAAGGCUUCAGCAGCGUGUCAGAGGCAGUUGGUGCAGAUCACAGAAGAGCAGACUCAUAAGCGUAGGUUUUUGAAGGAGGAUAGUACAAGUCAACACAGUGUUGAGCAGCAUUUCUACACCUUGAUUCAUUUCAUUGAUUUCUUUGAACUGUUCUUUUUCUGGGGCAAAGUGAUUGUUCAACACACAGAUUAAAUAGAAAACUAUCUACCAAGAACUUUGUGCACAACCUUUAAUCCCCUACCACCCGGAUCAUUUUGGCUUGUCAGUAUCUCACAAAUAAAAAGUGAAAUUUCCCAUCGAUGGGAUAUACAGACUUAGAAGGGGUUAAUACAUUUUGGGAUUUCUAAAAUCAAAUCUGCCUAUAGGAAGCAAUCUCAGUAUUGUCUUGUAAAUACUGUAUUUGCACGUCUGAGGGCGGAGCAUUAGCCCACUCUAUAUUUUUGAAGAGAGUUGUUAAACACCCACCCAAAAUAUUUUUUUAAUUGAACACCCACUUAAAAUAAAUUAAUUCUCUGACCCCCAGCACACCCUCACCAACUCCAAAAAUGGAGUUUUCACUGUUUAUCUUAUCUCUUCUGUAUCUGACUUGUGAUGUCAUCUGUUUGGCCUGUGCUCUUAUUGUGAAAGACUCUUGUCAAGAAACAGGAGGAGUUCUGUCACAAUGUGGCUUUGUACAAGCCCCAGUCACACAGUGAAAUAGCUAUCUUUAGUUUGUUUUGUGUGACAAAAGUCCUUUUUCCAUCAAGAAAAAUGAAUUCCUUGUCAGCUGAUGUCCACAGAGUUUGUCAGAAAGUUUUGUGCAUGUUCAAAACUUGGAGGGGAGACCAGACAGAGCUUUCUUGCUGUCUGGGUGUUUGUUUGCCAUUUUGAGUGUGAGAGAGUUUUGACACGUUGGCAGAUUGGAUGUUCCACUGUUUUCAGUAAGGCUUACAGGAACAUUAUGGACAUUUUAUCUGAAUAAGCAGGAAUCACGGACAGCAACAAAUGGAUUAAUUUCUACAGAGUCACCUGGAUUUAAACAGGUAGGAGCUUUUGAAGCUUCCAUGAGUUCCAGAGUUUUCUGCUUUAAUAUAAAUGCUGUGCAAAAUGUUUCAGUGAAGUAAAUUAUUGUCCACAUGGUUAAUAUUGAAAACUGACUGUGCACGUCAUGUCACUUUUUUUUUCUGCCGAGAUGAAAAAGCAGUUUUAAGAGCCAGAGACAUCAGGUGACAAGGAACACAUUUAAUAAAUGACAAAAA
Thalassophryne amazonica is the source of this 2395-nucleotide messenger RNA. It is a transcript of the gene dhodh, whose product is annotated as dihydroorotate dehydrogenase. Gene Ontology annotation, molecular function: dihydroorotate dehydrogenase activity. The transcript has 9 exons. The record is from RefSeq and is a predicted model, not a curated record. Gene Ontology annotation, biological process: pyrimidine ribonucleotide biosynthetic process; 'de novo' pyrimidine nucleobase biosynthetic process. Bases 23 to 1216 code for a protein of 397 amino acids. Gene Ontology annotation, cellular component: mitochondrial inner membrane; cytoplasm. NCBI's taxonomy places the organism in Eukaryota, Metazoa, Chordata, Actinopteri, Batrachoidiformes, Batrachoididae.